GGGCCGCCCCCCAGCCCUGCCCCUGCCCGGCCCGGCCCCGCUCACCUGCGCCUCGCUGCGCGGCAGCCCCCCCGGCUGAGCUGUACAGCACCGACCGCCGCUUGCGGAGCCGCACCGCCUCCGGCAUCCGCGCCCGCAGCUCCCCCACCGCCUCUCUCGCCGGGGCAUGCGCGACCGCGGGAGGCGGGACAGCGCCGGUACUUCCGUCCGGUGCCUGCAGCCAGCGGCAAGCCGGGGCUCUGCCGUGUCCCGCGUUCAGGUGAGGGCGCCGGGGCCGCGGGCCGAAGCCGAGCCGGGGCCGCGCCGCAGUGCGCACCCUCCAGCCCCACGCGUGUCCGUGAGCCCGGCAGCAGCGCCUGCCAGCAUGAGGGGGCGGCUGCCGCUGCAGCACGUGGCUGUGGCCGUGGCGCUCGGCGUGGCCAGCGGGCUCUACAUCUACGGGCCGCUCUUCCAGCCGCCCGCGGCCCCACACGGCCCCGCCGCGCCGCCACCGGACGCCGCGCCCGACAAGAGGCUUUGAGGGAGGCGUGCGGCGCCGUUCCCGGGCACCGCCUCGCAGCCCGGCCCUCGCACGGCGCGUCCGUCGGGGGCAAUGGAGCCGCUCGGAGCCGGCGCGCCGUCACCUGCCGGGGCUGUCACCUGCCGGGGCUGUCACCUGCCGGGGCCGUCCCGCCCGAGCCGCCUCCGCAGCCUGGCCCCGCGCUGGAGCCGCCCGCCUGCGUGUUUGGUACCAGACUCCGAGACGUCAGUGUUGAAUCAUGGAUGACAUGCUGAAUGUCUGAAGGGCUGUUUCACCUCUAAAUUUAAAUGACAUCAGGAAACUCGAAAAAGAAAGCUGCUGCUGUGUGGUUAUGCUUCAUGGGUUUUGUUGGAUUGCCUCUGAUCUGAUCCUCCAAGUGAUAAAUACCAUUUUUCUCUGUUUCUCAUGGUGUCAGUUCUUAAUAUGUCAGCUCAGUUGGGAAAGCAGUUGUGCAAAUGGCUGAGAAGGGAACUGCACCCGACAUUGGUAGCUUAUCA
Messenger RNA from Camarhynchus parvulus, 1017 nucleotides. RefSeq names its product atherin-like. Lineage: Eukaryota; Metazoa; Chordata; Aves; Passeriformes; Thraupidae. The record is from RefSeq and is a predicted model, not a curated record. The coding region runs from base 167 to 520 and encodes 117 amino acids. The transcript has a single exon.